Stylophora pistillata is the source of this 1588-nucleotide messenger RNA. RefSeq lists its product as uncharacterized. The record is from RefSeq and is a predicted model, not a curated record. Lineage: Eukaryota; Metazoa; Cnidaria; Anthozoa; Scleractinia; Pocilloporidae.
UAUUCUCCCAUACAUUCCUUUAUAUUUCAAAUAAACAACCAGACUCGUCGCUUGUCUGGGCCCCUGUAGUUUACAUUGCAAACAUAAGAAGCCGAGUUUUCAGGAAAUUUUUGUCAUUAAGUCGGGUAAAUCAAUAACAUUAUUUUCUUCUGAAAGUAUUCGGAGUAAAGUUUCGUAAACAGUCGCGAGAUAAACGAGCGCGAAGGCUAACUUAUUAGAGAAAAAUAUCAACCGUCGUGCUUGGUCAACAAGAUUAUUAACAACAAGAUUAUUAACCACAUAAAAUCUAACACAAAGGGUUUCCCCGCUUACUUUUAAUAUGCAGGUUUUUAAAAAAAUAGAGUGGUAAACUGAACUCAAUAAAGGGACCUCUUCGAAAUUUAUACUUGAUUUCCAAAUUUUGUUCGGUGUCAUGUUUUCAAUUGUUUUAACUGUUAAUCUCAACCGUAGGAAGUUGUAAGAUGCUUUAAUUUAUGCAAUUGUAAACAGGCGCUUUGAAUCUUGUCUCAACAUGAUCAGAGAAUAAUGUUUAACCUACGUUGGAGGAAAAUGAAUCAUUCAACUGAUUGGAAGACUUUGCAGAACGUCGAACAAGUCUCGUCUAUCCUGUGACAAAAUGAAUGUUCAUUUGAUGUCGCUUUUCGCUUUUGUCUUUGUUAUCAGCAGAGCUCCUAAAACGACUUCUGUUGAUAUUAAAAAUGAUUUGACUCCUGAUUUAAGCAAGGAGUCUCGUGAACGGGAAAGCCUUUAUCAUGUAAGCGCUUCUCACGAUGUGCCUUCAGUGAAGAAGAGAAGUAUCCAGAGUACAGCCGACCGCUGGCAAAAGGCAAAUACUUCCCCCGUCUGCUUUGGCGCAAAACACUCUCAGUUCGGCACAUUCAGCGCUCCCUCUCGUGGUUUACUAGCCGCCGUAAAGCUGGUUCACUUGUACGGUUAUGUUACCUGUGACACAAGAAGCAACAGGUACUGGUCAUUCUGGGGCUGCGGGGAACGUUCCAAUGAAAGACCGUAUGUUGGUGUUGUCAUAACAACGUCACGCAAUCACAUCCUCUUGCCACCGCGUCGUUUCAAUCGCAGAAUUGGAAAAUGGUCCAAGAUUCCCGGAUAUAACUCAUUUUCUUCUGAAAUUGUGCUGAAAUCUUCCCGUCCUCAUUCGAUAUACAAAGGUAAAGGAUUUCGGGUGUGGUUCGGCGAGGAUUUAGUCAACUACACCGAAGGAGACAACGCUGGAAAAGUCUGCUUUGAUGUUUACAUACUCUUUGUGUGAGCAUCUCUGACGAGUUUCGUCUUCACUUAACAUAAAACAACUCAGUUCUAUGGUUGUUAAGGAUUAAAAAAUCUUAGUCUCAGAGGGUUGAUGUUUUGCUAAUAGACUCGUACAGUGGCUGGUUUUUUACAAGGUUUUAUCAUUAUUUUUCCUUUUUUCGAGAGAAAAGGCUGGAGUGUUUCGGAUUUAUAGAAAGGUUGAAGAAAGUUGUGUAUAGGACAAAGAUAACACUGACAGCAUGAACGAAGACGUUUGGUAGACUGUGACAUAAUUACAUUUGUAUUUGCAAACGAAAAUAAAUUGAGGUUAGAAUAUGGGAAA